GGGUUUACACCUCGGUAACCGUUUCCUCUGACUGUAGUUUAUCAAUCAAGUUUCUCUGGUUUCAACUUUGGCCUGAUGCUCUUGUUUGCAAAUUAACUUAACUGCGGCGAUGGUGAAAAUAUUUAUUGGGAAUCUCGCCCAAGAAACAGAGAAAGAAGAACUUGAGGCCCUGUUCGCUCCAUACGGCACAGUGACGGAAUGCGCAAAGUUUAAAAAUUAUGCAUUCGUUCACAUGGAUGACCGCAAGGCGGCUACAAAGGCCAUCCGAGAACUCCACUUCCACAAGAUCAACGGCCGACCCAUCAACGUGGAGCCCAGCCGAGGGAAGAACCAGGGUCCCAUGAAACUCCAUAUCGCCAAUGUCGAAAAGGGCCACGAGAACGAGCUGCAGCAGCUGUUUGAGGAGUAUGGCACAGUCUCUGAAUGUGCCAUUGUGAAAAACUUUGCUUUUGUUCACAUGCCCAAUGCCGACGAGGCCAUGGAUGCCCUGGAGGCUCUGGACAACACUGAGUUUCAAGGAAAGCGCAUACAUGUUCAGGUUUCAAAAAGCAGACCAAGAGGGGCUCCUGAGGAGGAUUACUAUCCACCUCCAUCCGGCAGAGGCAGUCAUUACCCGCCUCGUUACCCUGACGACAGGCACGAGCCUUACAGAGGCCAUAUGUCUGCUUAUGCUGCACCGCCUCCUCUGCCGCCCCCUCCACCCAGGCGUGGGGCUUACCCCGAGCGCUACAGCGACAACUAUGCUGGAAUGAUCGAUUACUAUGAGAAAUACCGGGCCUACAGCUCUCUGAAUAACGACAGGCGCUCCAGUGGUAUCCCUCCUCCUCCCCCGCCUUCGUCUGCUCUGGCCCAGCGUCUGGGCCUUGACACAUAUGAGCGCCGCCCGCUGCCACCACCUCCAUCGUAUAUGAGCCGGGACAGAAGCCCUCUGCGUAGGGCCCCGCCGCCCCCUCCACCCGCGGGUAAUGGCUACUCCUACGAGCGCUCUCGCCUCUCCCCUGUCUCCAAAGGCUCCUCUUACGGAGCCCCAAGGUCUCGAGAGAUGUACUCUGAGAGACUGCAACCAUCACCAGCUCGAUACGCCUAUUAGACUAGUCCAAGGUUUAGAAUAUGACAAGAUCGUCGUCGGCCGAUGCUUGAGGCGUAUACACCCCGGUCUAUGGCGGAUUGCGUUGCGUUCACCUGAGACUUGCUGGAAGAUGCUGAAUUGCGGACAGCGCUGUUCCCUGCUUCUUUUAUUGUUUAAAUAUCUUGAGGUUUUUUAAACAGACAAUGAAACUGACAAGUUAAUUGAAUAGGAAUAAUUUAUUCUAUUAAACCCUUUUGAGAAUCUCUUAAAUUUGAUUAUCAAAACACGUCAGUAAAAUCCUAGUUAGAAGUACUUGGUGUGGCAAGUGACCUCAUUGCGACAAAUAUCUUGGUUUUCCUCUUAUCUUUUGUUAUCUUGCGAAGAAAGAUUCAUAUUAUAUCAACAGUUAUGUCUAAUUUUAUUUACCUUUGUUUGAUUUCACAAGUUUUUCAUUGGAGGGCUUUUUAAAUAAACAAAUGCUACCAAAGUAA
This is a messenger RNA of Periophthalmus magnuspinnatus, 1560 nucleotides long. RefSeq names its product RNA-binding protein 4B. Gene Ontology annotation, molecular function: mRNA binding. NCBI's taxonomy places the organism in Eukaryota, Metazoa, Chordata, Actinopteri, Gobiiformes, Gobiidae. Gene Ontology annotation, biological process: mRNA splicing, via spliceosome. Bases 110 to 1090 code for a protein of 326 amino acids. The record is from RefSeq and is a predicted model, not a curated record. Gene Ontology annotation, cellular component: nuclear speck. The transcript has 4 exons.